This is a messenger RNA of Trichophyton rubrum CBS 118892, 405 nucleotides long. RefSeq lists its product as uncharacterized. Gene Ontology annotation, cellular component: membrane. Gene Ontology annotation, biological process: transmembrane transport. The transcript is spliced from 2 exons. Bases 1 to 405 code for a protein of 134 amino acids. Gene Ontology annotation, molecular function: transmembrane transporter activity. Lineage: Eukaryota; Fungi; Ascomycota; Eurotiomycetes; Onygenales; Arthrodermataceae. The record is from RefSeq and is a predicted model, not a curated record.
AUGGCACUGCCGGCGGCGGACGACGAUGACCUGCACAAGCUGAACCAGGAGGAGCGGGAAGCCGAAGUGCGGCGGGCAACGCAGAAGGGACAUGAGACGGGCGUCGUCGAGGCGAUCAAGCUAUACCCAAAGGCCACUGCGUGGUCGCUACUCUUCUGCAUGGGCGUCAUCAUGAACGGGUUUGACGCCCAGGUGGUAGGGAAUAUGUUCCCGGUGGCCAGGUUUCGGCGAGAUUUUGGAUACCAGCGUGAGGGCCAGUGGAACAUAUCCGCUGCCUGGCAGUCGGGCCUGAGCAUGGGAAGCCCCAUCGGACAGGUCGUUGGCGCACUGCUUGUGAGCUAUCCCAUGGAGUGGUUCGGUAGAAAGCGGACGUUUCUCGUACGUAUGGCCUCCACGCAUCGAUAG